ACACGAUCGAAAUGGGCCGAACGAUCUCGUGUUCUAGAGACUUCAUUUAUAUGCGUAUUUCUUUUUUGUUACUAUUCAUUUCUGUACUAUUCAUUUCUGUGGAAGCUACGUCAAGGUAUCGAGUUGGCGCCAUGGAUUAUUCAGGCUACGCUGGCGGCACCUUUGUGGUUUUUGUGCGAUUCGACCCAGCCAUUUUUACCAACAGAACGCAGCACAAUUUUUACGCUCACGUCUUCAACAGUGGUCCAGGUUCUUCUGUUGAGGCCCACUGCCUGGCCACUGUGGACGAAGAAGAGGACUACCCUGUCACGAUGCCAGACGGCAGAACCACACACAUCAACACACCGAGAUAUUUUACGCGAGUAAGAGUUUUUCAGUUUCUUAUACUGAAUCCUGGCUUAUUUAAAAUCUCUGUCAAAGCAAUGAAAGGAGGCUUGGGCCGGCAACAAGAACCACUAUUCCGUGGCGACACCAUCUUUAACUGGGUGAACAUCAAUGUAGAGUCAUACAAGAAUAAUGAGUGUCUCAAAGUCGCAACGUUCAGUGUAUCAGCCGGCAAUAACACUAAAGAUGCAUCAACACUUCCCAAAAAGAAAGACAUCCUCAAUGUGGCCCUUGGAGCUCACCUUCUGGUGGUCAGAAAAAAACGAGAUAUAAGGUGUAAAGAGUACACAAGAAAUGAGUGGACUGUGACGAAAGUAGACCAGGAAACACCCACCUCGAAAGCGAGCAUCCCAGAACAGUGUGAUAAUUAUAGGAGAAUCAGUGGCAUGAACCUGUCCGGCCUAGUGUCUUACUUUGCCAGGGUGCCCGUGACCUACCCAAUGGACCUGCCCACGUUUACUAUUCCAUCCUUCCUUUUACCACCUGGGGGAAACUACCGCAUCUGUGGGACCUUCACAAACAGUGAUGGACUACGUAUACUCUGUGCUCAAAUAACGACUGUCGAGAGUAACGUCACCGACUUCCUAAGAGUCGUGGUCACACCUGCAGAGGAAUCGUUUACCUGGCCCCAAGCGGAUCUCUGUAUUGAUGCCAGCAGAUCUUACUUCAUCUAUGAACUGGUAGAGGCUGGCUACUUUUGGAACAAAACUAUCCGAUUUGCAUGGACUUGUGAAGGAGACGCAUCAGUUUGUGAUUAUAUUAUAUCAGGUCAGAAAUUCGAUCCUGAAUUCCAACAGCAAGGCGUCAACUUGGUACACACCACAGCUCCGAAACUGUGUAUCAAGGAGUACUGGAUUCAAGUCCCAAGUAGCAUCCGUAUUACACUGAUGGUAUCGGUCAAGUACAAAGUGAAAGAUAAAAUUCAUGGAUUCCAGAAAACUGUGUUCCGAGACAUAAACUUUGUGCAAAACAAAGGCGUCAAGGAAGGUGUGAUUAUAAACCCCCACGUUUUUAUCAGAUGUCUACUAAACUGUUGGUACUAUAUAGACAAGGAUUCCCCAAUGUUGUUGGGGUUUGGUUGCUCCAAUUGUGAAGAGUUGAUUCCAGAAAGAAUUCGUGUUCUGUGGAGCAUUCGUUCUAAUGACCCUAAGUGGUCUCCCUUGACUGAGGGUAACACAACUUUUUAUUUUUAUAUACACAAUUUCCACCUGAACGUUUCCAGCGAAAUUGUCGUCCAUCUUAUGUGCACCUAUUCAAAAGUAGAUGGAGGUACUCUCCAGUCCAAUGCCACUCGACGAUUUGAAGUACCAAUUCUAGAUGUCAGGUUUCAAGUGAAAGAAAGACGUCCUGUUAGAAAUAAGAUAGAAGAGCUGUACGAAGACUUAAGGGAUAUAUAUAUCUAUUUCAAGGAAACUCCUCUUCAGAACAGUUUUGGGCUCUACCCCAUGCUCUAUAUAACAGAGAUAGAAGUGCAUGAAACUGAGGACUCAUGUGAUACCAAUCAAGGCUGGAUACUUUACAAAGACGCACAGGCAUGUAUCCGCCCGGUGUCCUUGUCCCUAACUUGGACAGAAGCCUAUUAUUAUUGUCGCAUUAUCUAUCACAACGCCAGUCUUCUUGUCGUAGAUGGGGACCGCAAAAUCAGAUUUAUUCAAGAUAACUUUGGAGCUUGGGAAAAAGUAAACAUUAAGAAGUUUCUUGUGAUGAGACAGAAAGCUUAUCAAAUGAAGGAGUGCUUUACCUUGAAUACAGAAACUGGUAACCUAGAGAACGAUACAUGCCAAGACAGACUUCCCUUUAUCUGUGAAUAUGAUUCUGCAGCUUAUUCAAACAGUUCACGACAACAAAAUUCUUCUUUGGUUCUACUAAGAAGUUUUUCCAUGCCAGCGGCUAUAAGCAUUGCUCCUUCUCCGAGAAAUACCACGUUUACAGUAUCUGUCGUGACAUCAUCAGGUUUUAAAGCGGCCACUUUUAACUAUACAAUCUCAUCUAGGAGGGUAAACGUCAGAAGCAUAUGGCUAUUGUAUUUGAGCUUUCAGCAAAAACUAACUUCAGGUCUAACUCACUUGUGGACGAUAAGUUCGAUACUUCAGACUGAUUAUGGAAGGAAGAGGUCAGCAUGGAGAAAGGAUGUCCUAAGAAUCCUGAGGGAUAUAGUGGAUUCCAAACACAUUAUCAAUUAUAACAAUGUGGAUCUUCUCCUCGCAAUACUGAAACGUUUUCUACAACUGGGAGACAAUUCCCUUGAAAAAAUGGGCUUAAUUCUGACGUCAAUUAACAAUGUGAUCAACGUCCAUACAGCGGUACCAAACGAUCCUUUGGGGGAUGAAGCCUUAUUCAGGUUAGAGGUGAACGUCCUUGACACACUAAAACAGGCUGUGAUUGAUUCUGUCAUUAACAGUGUUGUUGGAGCCGAUGACUUCAAGGUAUUUCUUUUAUCUGAUGGAAUCAUGAAUGCAAUGUACAAAGUGAUCACAUAUUAUGCCCUCAAAGUAGGACAGAGAUUUCCAGCACAGUCAAGCAUAAAGUUGCUGGACAAGUCAUCAGUCACGGCUGUCUGGUUCCAGCCGUUAAUGUACAUGGAGUUUGGCAUUGGCAACUUGAGCCAGGAAAGUCACAUCCACAUCUCCGCAGACAAGUAUCGUAAUCUUCUCAACGACCUGGCUAUCGACACAUUUCUGAAUGUGGCAACUUACACAUCCAAAAUGUCCCCCUUCCCAAUAAGAUACGUCGACAUGCUGGUGAACUUACCGAUGCUGAUGCUGUCUGUACAGCAGAAACAGCCCCAUCAGUACGCUAUCAUUUCAGACUUUAAGAAUAUCUAUGAUGUCAGGCUCAAGUUGGAUGGGCAAGACGAGGACAUUUUUAAGAAAACUGAAUUUAGCUUCAAAGUUCGAUUGGUUCAAGACAUCAACUCAAAUGUCGUCAUAGACGAUAGUGAUUGCCUGCUUCUGAAGGUCAAAAUAUCUACAUACUCGGGCAGCAUCCUUCAUUUUCUAUCCAAUUUGAAGCUUGAGAUCGCUAGCCAGGCUCACAAGCACCUGAAGGGUGCUUUGGACCUCUUCGAUGGAAGCUUCCAGGAACUGCCUAGAGAAGACGAAAAUCUCACUGACCUCAGCAUGAAUGUGAAUACAGUCUUCUUACCUAAAACGUCAUUGAAACAGUACUCUAUACUUGCUGGUGGCUAUUACUACAUUUUAAUCCGCAUCAAACCAGACCAGAGAGUGAACAUCACAGGGCGUUUGGAUGGCACGGUCUCCCAGGAGGAGGCGAUCACAGUACAGUGCGUUCGUCUGAUGUGUGUUGAAUGGGAUAGCCACUUGCAGUCCUGGUCUACUAGAUACUGCUAUCCAACUAUUUAUUCACUGGGCCAACCGGCGUAUGUGAACUGUCUUUGUGAUACUGGAACCAUUUUUUCCGGAGGAUUCUCGCCUUGUUCUAAAAGCCUAACUGUCUACUGGGACGACUUUUCCUUGGAAGAUAUUGAUCUGCUGGACAUCAACUCGCGAAAGUUGCACGUGGCCUUUGCCAUCCUAUGCAUGUGGCUCAUAGUCGUUGCUCUCUUGGUUUGGACUACUCGAAGAGAUCGUCUGGAAGCUACAAUGGGAAAGACCUUCAUCCUGCCUCGUAUUUUCAGCUGGUACCAAGGUGAACAUUACCUGGUCUGCAUAGUGACCGGUUAUACUUAUGACUGUGGCACAAAACUGACCCCGACACUCACCAUCAUCGGCAGCAGUGAUGUCAGCUUCGUAUAUGUGCUCUUCCCACAGCAGGAAAUAUUGAAGACAGGUUCAGAAGUGUGGUUUAUUUUAAGCUGUUCUGAAGACCUUGGCACCAUACAGAGCUGUGUUUUAUCGCUGCCCAUGUCAACUUUUAAAGACUCUUGGCACGUGUCUCACAUUCUGUUUCGAAACUUGAGAACUCAAGAAGAUAGGUAUUGUAUCUGUGACGCCUGGAUCCCAGAUGUCAAAACUAAAGUCAACUUUAUUGUUAGACCAGUCACGCCAGUACCAGGUAAAAAUGUGAGAUCCUUGAUCUUCAAGCUGAUGUAUUUUAUGAGAAUGCUGCAUGUUGUUAUUGGAAUAGUUUUCAACAUGCCAGGACGUAGCUUCAACAAGAGCCUGCAUGUCAUUUGCUGCUUCUUCACGCUCCUCACCUGCAUGCUGUUCUGUGUCUGGACCACCGGGUCCGUGGAGCUGGAGCUCAAAGGCGACAUCGCCCUUGUCAGUGAGGAGAAGCAUUAUCAGAACCUAGCUCUGGAGGUGAACCUCUCCGCCACUGCCUCCUCCAUUGUCUCUUUCUGUGUCAUCGUUUGGUUUGAAGUUAUUGAACACCUACCUACAAAUAAUGUCCUGCACUGGCCCUUAAAAAUGGAGUAUGCCGAUGGUUCUGAUCGCAACCUGAACAGCAAAGAAGAUGGCUUGAGGCAGGAGAGCAUAGGCAGAAUGAUGGGAAGGGCUUACAAUCGUUCUCUGGCUUCCAUCGACCUCCAUAGCAGCCCCAGAAGCUCAUCGAUCCCCAGUAUCCAUACCCAAGUCCGUCUGUCUAGGCAGAGCGUGAAGUCGUUACAGAGCGCUCAGCCAGAAGCAGGGGUAAAGCGCUCAAAACUGUCGCUCUCCAUCUUCCAGCAGAUGUUGGUGAACAUCGGUUUGGAGAACUAUAUAUUUCGAAAACCAAAGAAGAGCAAGAAUUGGAAAGGCUUUGUCCGGUACUGCUCGGUCUCCUUGCUGAUACUUCUGAUCGUCUUUCUGAGCGUCUUUCUGGCUGCACUGGGCACUCGCAUCAACAGCAGCGGCUACUAUCUGACCGUCUCCUUGAUGACCUUCUUGAUUGUUCUGAUAAUCUGGCACCCGGUCUUCAUUGUUAUAGUCACCUUCUUGUUCGUGGAGAAGUAUAAACUAGGCAAGAGUGACGCAGACUCCAGGGUCAAAGGCUGGUCAGCAGAGAUGUAUACACAGGUACAAAUGCUUGACCAGAAUAAAGCAGAAGCCUUGCGCAAUGUCUCCUAUAAGCACACCUACAUUCCGGUGGCUAAGAAAUACAUCUACAGAAAGCAAUGUGCUCAGAUUACCAAGUCUCAGCAAAUCGGUGCAGGAGCACUGGUCAACGAGGACCACAGAGAGACCAGCGUCAAGAGGGUUAGCCUCUUCGUCUUCAUCAUCGUAGUGGUCAUCAUCAUCAACCUGCAGAGCGGCUCGGUCAGUGAGAGGUACAUGCAGACCAAGUUCAUGAGGCAGCUGAUCGAAGUGGGCAGGGAAGAGAUUGAGCUCCGUCAGGUAAUAGAAUACAACGAUUUCUGGGAACAUUUGCGUAGCAAGUUUCAUUUGGCCACCCACUGGUCACUGUCCAAUAAGAACACAACAACGAGUUUUAAAACUGUCUCCAAUGUCAGGGUCAGACAGAUACGUGCUGCUGCCUACAAAGGUAAUUGCACGAAUGACUUCUCUAUGUUACCAGCACACCAUUGUCACUUCGAUAUUGAAUAUGUUGACAUAGAAAAACGACAAUUCGCCUUGACCUGGGAGAAAGUCACUUUGCGCUCAAUAAGAACUGGUCCAUUCUCUUAUGUUCAGGGGACACCGUUUCAAACGAUUCGUCACCACUACCCAGGAGGAGGAUAUGACGCCCAGUACUCCCUGAUUGACACCAACCCUGACAUAAUAGACUACUUGAAGAUCAAGAACUGGGUAGAUGAGAGGACCAGGGCCGUCAAAGUGGAGGUCGCCCUAUUCAAUGCCGACACAAAGUUGUUGACAUCCAUAAUCCACGUGUAUGAGUUUACAGCAGUUGGCAUAUUCCAGGACACUCCUCAAGUGUACUCCUUCCCGUUGUUCUAUCAGCCGGCAUCCAGCGUCUUUCUCAGAGUUUGCAUUCUCUUGCUCUUCUUAUUCACACUCAUCUUUUCUGUCAAGGAUGCUAGAGAUAUGUACUACACUGGACUAUUCAAAUACAUGACGAGUCCUAUGGCCUGGGUGAACCUCUUGGACAGAGCAACUUGUUUUACUGUGAUCUUCAUGUUCGUCCUGGAGUACGAGAUCAGAAAAACUUCGGUGGAAAGUGUGCAAGACAUAUAUUUUGAGAACAAAGACUCUGAAACUUUUAUAGAUUUCUCCGCUGUCUCAGACGUUGCCUACAAGAUAACCCUGCUGUCCUGUAUAAUGGCCACCAUCGUAUUCCUCAAGGUCAUUCAUCAGACGACGAACAUCCCAUCGCUGGCCCAGUUUUUGAAACUUAUCCCUCCAGUGCUCCGCAUCUCUUACCUGCCCAUACUGACCAUCCUGUACUUCGCCAUCUUGGCCUAUUUCAUCUUCGUAGAGUUUGAAGAGUUCGCCACCUACCGCAGCGCCACCUUCACCAUCACCGUCAUGAUGAUGAACCUGAACGUGGUGUCCGCCCUGAAGGAGAGCUACAGCACCCUGGGCCCCAUGUUCGUCACGGUCUGCAUGUCGGUGCUGAACUACAUCGUGCUCAACUACUUCAUCAUCCUCCUGAACGAGCAGUACUCCAAGAUCUGCUCGCUCUCCCUGCUGCUGAACCAGGGGAAGCGGCACAACAUUCUGCAGGACAUCCUCAAGAUGGUCAAGCCCCCGAAGAUCCAGGAGGAGAGGAAGAGAGAGCGGGUGGAGGAAGAGGAGGUGGUGGACUACGUGGUGCUGCCUGAAGACGCCAAAUAUGCCACCGAUGUUCUAGAGGUGCUGGAUGAUACCGAAACAUCUAGCGAGGUUUAGAAAACCGUUUAUUUACAUUACCGGCUUCAUUGAAGUCCUUACUUUGACCAUUAAACACACACGAUAAAUAAGUGUACAUAUUGACCGUAUGACAGACGUAUGUAUAAGCUUUAUGGCGCAUGUAUGUAUAACUCAUGAUGACUAUAAUAGACAUAGUUUCUAUUGUUUAGAAACAGUAUAUACAGAAUGCAUUCAUUUGUAUAGAAAAACAAAAUAUUUGAUGAAGGACGCAUAUGUAGAUCAGAUUUAAUAUAAUUCCAUUGCAAGAGUACUUAGAGAACUUGUGUAGUUUGUAUAUUAUUAUUAAGAGGUAUCUAUGGGGACAAGCUAGUAUGGUGUAUUAAGCUGUACAAAGGAAGUGCUGGACUGAUGAUGAUGAAGGCUAAGGUACUCGGUAUUGUUUUGCGACCUUCACCUUGUCAUAUCUGACAUCUGCUGAGAAGGAUUCAUGUUGUACAAAACUAGUUGUACACAAAACAAUGGAUGAUUAUUAAAAUGUAUGAGCUUUUACUUUGCCAUGCCAAGGUAGACCAGAAGGAUCUAAGACUAGAGAGCAUAUACCUGCUAUUGUCGUGCUUUAGUUUUGCUUUAUAUUCUAGCAUUUUCUUUUGUAUACGAUUUUUUUAAUCAUGAUAUUGUCGACACAAUAAAU
Messenger RNA from Biomphalaria glabrata, 7764 nucleotides. RefSeq lists its product as uncharacterized. Gene Ontology annotation, biological process: detection of mechanical stimulus. Gene Ontology annotation, molecular function: calcium channel activity; protein binding. The coding region runs from base 12 to 7112 and encodes 2366 amino acids. The record is from RefSeq and is a predicted model, not a curated record. Gene Ontology annotation, cellular component: membrane. NCBI's taxonomy places the organism in Eukaryota, Metazoa, Mollusca, Gastropoda, Planorbidae. The transcript is spliced from 50 exons.